Molecule: messenger RNA, 786 nt
Organism: Cyphomyrmex costatus
Lineage: Eukaryota; Metazoa; Arthropoda; Insecta; Hymenoptera; Formicidae
Product: vegetative cell wall protein gp1-like
Exons: 2
Coding region: 1-786 (261 amino acids)
Source: RefSeq, a predicted model, not a curated record
AUGCAGGGCUAUACCUCCCAGCAGUUUUUACCUCAGCUACGGUCUCUUGAUAAAGCGCAGCCAUUGCAGCUACAGCCGCCACCGCAGCCUCAUCCGCAGCAGCCACCGCAGCCUCCGCCGCGGCAGACGCCGCAGCCUCCGCAGCAGCAGCCGCCGCAGCCGCAGCAGCCAGUGCAGCCUCCACAGCAGAGGCCAUCACAGCCUCCGCAGCAGCAACCGCCGCAGCCACUAGCCCGCCAGAGAGGGACCUCGCUUAUCCAGCGUCUGCGCCAGCAGCUCCUGCGCCGCCGCCAACUACAAGCGACGGCCCCCAGAAUCCGGCCGCCUCCGCCAGGGUCGCCGACACUGCCGACGCCUCCCCCGACGCCGCCGGCCGCUCCGCAAAGACCGCAAUCGACGGCGGCGCGAAAGGUGACCCUCCAGCUUGCCACCUGGAAGCUAGAGCGGCUAGACAUCCCGACACCUGCUAGGACCAGGCCACCGAGGUAUUGCCUACACUCGUGGGACCUGCGGGUACGCCGGUACACCUCGCCGAGGUACCAACAGGCGCCUCCACCAGCGAGGCAACAAGAGCUGUCCUCUGGUUCAGAGUGGGAGGCCCCCAACCCGGAAACGACGAACCGUAAAUCCGAGGACAUCAACGGUAACUACUGGGGCCCGGAAAAGAAGACUCUGACGCAGCCCUCGCUCAUCUACCGAGAACGAGUCACCGAGAAGCGUCGAACCACCCAGUGGACAAGCACGCAGCCGCCGCUCACAUACAAAGAGCGCAGUCCCUCUAAGUGA